Molecule: messenger RNA, 789 nt
Organism: Punica granatum (pomegranate)
Lineage: Eukaryota; Viridiplantae; Streptophyta; Magnoliopsida; Myrtales; Lythraceae
Source: RefSeq, a predicted model, not a curated record
UAAAAGCUUUCACAUUAUUCUCUGCUGCUUCCAUCUUCUCAUUUUCCCAAUAUAUACAAAUCUUUUGAUCAGAUCUUCCCAACAGCCAAAGGUUUCCGAACAAAAAUGGGCCAGUUCAUGAGUUUCAUGGGGAAAGGAGGGGCCAACCCAUCAGCACAGAUGAUUGGUCUGGUGAUGGGAACACUUUACCAGCAGUUCGUUGAGAAAGAUAUCACGAACUUUGAGGAUUUCCACAUUGCUGUUCUUGACAUAUUCAACACCUUCAAUUCUGCUCUACCGGGAAAACACUUUGAUGUCCCACCGAGGACCCAAAUCGAGAAAUGCUUUCAUCAAUGGAAAGAGGCCAAAGAUGAGAAGAAGAGGAAAGUCUUCAUCAAAUUCAUGACGAACAACAUGAGCCUCAACAAGCUCGAUGACUACACGGUGAUAACCGGCAUCGUGACACCUCCAGCGGCGAUGGCGAUUAAGAAGGCAGGGGAGAACGUGCCUCAGCUGAAGAUCAUAAAGGCAGUACCUGAUGUGCUUUUUGUUCCUUCAGCCACUGUCUUGGCCCUCAUCUCCGUCAAGCUGUCCAGAAGGAUCUUCGUCAAGAAUUUAGCACCUGCCUCCUAAUGGUGUCUAUAAAAAGAGAGGGUGAUGUCAAAAGGGAAGUUUGACAACGGAGCUCAUGUUUGACAGUUCUAAGACCAUGUAAAUAUGUGGAAAGGCAUUGGAGAUUGUGAUGUAUCUAAUGACAUGGAGUCAAGUUAUAAAGAAAGCAGUUCGAGAUGCUGCUAAAAUUUAACUGAA